Chlorocebus sabaeus (green monkey) is the source of this 2462-nucleotide messenger RNA. The record is from RefSeq and is a predicted model, not a curated record. Lineage: Eukaryota; Metazoa; Chordata; Mammalia; Primates; Cercopithecidae.
AUGGACAUGGUGGCUCAGCUUCCAGCCGAAAAGCCGAUCCAGGCAGGAGGAAGACACCCAGCCUUUGUGCUAUUUCCUGUCCUCUCCCCCACCUUCGGGCCUUCGGAAUAUCGCAAACCGGGCCCCGAAACUCGGAGCGGCGGUGGCCGCCCCACAAAGGCACCGCCAGGAGCGCCAUCUUGGCGCGGCCACCGGGCCCAUUCAUUCGCGGGCCCGGGCCCGGGUCCGCGCAAGCCCCCGGCCGACACGCGCGGGGCGCCGGCGCCAGACAGACCCCGGCCUCGGCAGGAGAAGGGCGAGGCCACGGCGCGGCCGUCUCCGCGACUCCGCACAGCGAAAGGGCCGAAACCGUUAUUUUCCCAUUUCCCGACGCCGCGCCCGGCUUCCGCUUUAAAUCCCCACUCCGCCCGCGGCGCGCGGCCCGGCUUCCCCAUUUCAUUGUUCCCCUUCCCCGCGCUCGCCCCCUGCGGCCGCCCGGCCCUCAAAGUCACCCCGAUAGGCGGCCCGCGCGGGGGCUCCGGCCGCCGACACCGCCCCGCCUGCACGCCCGCCCGGCCUUUGUUCUCGCGCCGAGGGCCCGAGCGCCACCGCCCUCGUCGCGGCCUGACGCGCCCGCACCGCCGCCUCGGCCGCUGCUCGGGAGGUCGUCGCGCUCGGGCCGCGCUGCGCGCUCCGCGGGCGCUGCGGGCAGGUGCGCACCGGCAAGGCUCGGUCCACUCCCGCCGCGGCGGCUGCUCCACUCCCGACCCCGCUCCCCACUCGCCGCCCGCGCCCGCUCCCGCUCCCGCUCCCGCCGCCGCCGCCGCCGCCGCCUCCGUCCGCCCCUCAGACGCCUCCAGCCAUCGGGAUGGGCGCGGCGGGCCCCUGCCCGCAGUCUCGGGAAACCCCACGCGUUCGCGUCACCACGCACGUCGCGCGUCGCGCGCGCUCGCUAGGCCCGACGGGCACGCGCACGCCUGCGCGCUUGCAACUCGCAACGGGCCCGAGCGCGUGUCCGAGCGGCUUAAAGAGGCCGUGUUGCUGUCUUCCGGGACCGCUGCUUCAGGAGACCCCCCCGGCGGCCCGGCCCUGCGGGGACCGAGCGGGAUGGGGACCGGGGCAGUGGGCCCUCGGAGACGGGACGGGGCGGGGGGAACACUGGCGCGGAGCCCUCCGGGGACAGCGUAAGGUUGGGUAGCCGCGGGCGGGGGCUCCUCCGGGGGCGGUGGUUGGGUAACGGCGGGCGGGGGGCACUCAAGGGACCGGGCAGGGGCGGGGAAGGCCGCGGGCGGGGGCGGUCCCUCCGGGGACGGGGCGAGUAGGGGCACCGCGGGCGAGGUCGUUGCCUGCAGAGGAGGCGCCGGGCCCCGCGAGCAGGUCGGGGUCCCGGGCAGGCGCAGGUGCCCCCCGGCCUCUCAAGCAGGGACUGCGGCGAGCUCAGACGGGGCUGGCGGGCAGAGACCCGCGCGUGGGCUCAGUGCGUGUGAGGUGGGCCUCGGGCUGCGGAGGAGGGCAGCGCCCCGUGGCUCCUCUCGCUGCUGCGGGCAGGGCCGCCUGGCAGAAGCGGAGGCCGCGGACCCCUCCCAAGCCGCUGAGCAGUGGACAGCGGGGACCGGAGACCCCAGGUGAGGAAGGGGAACGAAGUCAAGAAGGCCACAUGUCCUGGCUUCCAGGCUUGGUGUCCUCAGAAGCCUCCAGAACGUCCAUGGAACCCGCCCCUGUGCCCACCGCCUCCUGCUGUCUUUCCAGCUGAGCUCCGGCUGCCCCUCACCCCCGGCUUCUUCCCUCUGCUCCUCCCCAGCCAGCGCCCUGCUCUUCCACCCGCCUGGGCCUUCAUCCCCUCCGAGCUCCCCUUCCACACCAAACCUGGCGUCCGUUUUCCUCCAGGCCUGCACCGGCACAGUCGAAAGGGAGAAAGACCCAGCUUCAUCCCCUGGGCCUCCCCUCAACCAGGGCCCCAACCUCAAGGGGCCACCCACCCCACCCCCAACGCCUAUUUCCCACCUUCUACUCUCUCCACACCCUGGGAUACCACCCGCCUCUCUCAACUGGCGUUUUCCUUCUCAUUUUGUGUGCAUGGCGCUUGUGUGAGGAAGCAGACACACAGUAAGUGCGGCUUCUGGAUGCGUCCGCCGCCUGCCCUCCCUGCCACGCGCUUCCCCUCCCUGGGGAGCCUCCACCAGACAGGGAACCCAUGCCUUCCCACCCUUCUGUCUCCCUCCCACUUCACUUGUCCGCGUCAUUCCCGGAGGCCUUUAUUUCUGGCACGAGAUGCUCCAGGGUCCUGUUGUAUCCUCCCUGCCCCAGCCUGAACCCAGCUAUUUCUGCUGGCAACCUGGUUCAUUGUGGGAGAAUGUCAUGCAGAGCCGGGGAUGGGGUCCCGGGUGUGCUCAUUGCUACUGGGGUGUCCUUGCAGCUGGUGGAGCAAGGGAGCACAUCUAUGUACAUGCUCCCACGUAUACGUAUACACACAGUUUCAUGGG